AUGCUCGUUGGGGAUAGUAAGGUGUUGAAAAUUGUUGUUGUUGUUGUUUUUGCUGUGAAUAUCGAGAAGUAUUCGUCGAAAAGCGAGAAUUUCGAGGGCUAUCUAAUCUUGUAUUUAACUGGUGUCCUCUCAGUUCGUCCCAAAUUGAGUGAACGAAAAAAAGCUGAUCAUUGGUUUUUAGCUGCUGUUGGUUUGGCUUUAGUUCCCCGAACAAUUAUUGAGGACACAUGGGCAGAGAUCAUGGAUCUAUAUACACCCGAUCAUGCUGGUGCAACAGAAUUCAAUGAUUAUUUAGUCCAGACGUAUGUUGAUAGUGAUGUCAGUUUGUUCAAUGCACAAACGUGGAAUGUUAAUGAUGCAAUCCAAAAUAAUUUACCACGAACCAAUAAUCAUGUGGAAGGAUAUAACAAGCGUCUGGAAAGUAAUUUUCCUGUUCAUCCUCAUAUUUAUGAAUUUGUUCGAUUAUUACGUGAUGAACAUUCGUUCCAGCAUCAUCAAGCUGAAGCAU
Messenger RNA from Didymodactylos carnosus, 508 nucleotides. The record is from the annotation of a GenBank genome assembly. NCBI's taxonomy places the organism in Eukaryota, Metazoa, Rotifera, Eurotatoria, Philodinida, Philodinidae.